This is a messenger RNA of Helobdella robusta, 609 nucleotides long. RefSeq lists its product as hypothetical. Lineage: Eukaryota; Metazoa; Annelida; Clitellata; Rhynchobdellida; Glossiphoniidae. The record is from RefSeq and is a predicted model, not a curated record. The transcript has 4 exons. The coding region runs from base 1 to 609 and encodes 202 amino acids.
AUGAAAAAAAUGAGAUUGAAUGAACACGGAAACACCUUCUCCCUAAUUGCCCUAACCGAGAACAUUGUGGCCGAAGACCUCCAGAACAGCCGCCAUCUUGAAACCACCAUCUACGUCACGAACGUCCACCAAUCGGCUGACUUCGUUUGGUCACGUGAUUCGGGGCUAAAAAUACACGUGGGCGUUAACAAGGUUGACCUUUGGCCUACUUUUUACGGUAACUUUCCGCCAAAUGAUGAUAAUGAUUUCGUCAUUGGGAACCCCGUGCACAAUGAAAAUGUCAAGAUGUUUAAUAAAACCGUAGCCGAGUUUUGCAUGUACCCGCUGGCUGAACAUUACCAGUUGUUUAUGGAAAUUUUAACGGACAAAGCUACUAGAUCAGAAGAAUUUUGGUGUCCCAUACGCUCAAAAAAUAAUAAUAAUAAAAACAACAAAAACAACAACGAUAAUAAUAAUAAUAAAUUUUACGCCAACCGUCACAAUGGUAUAGUAGCAAAUAUCAACAUCGACGACAUAAGCAGCUGCAGAAGCAACCACAACGACCACAACAACCACAACAACAACAUCUCGAAAAACACAUCGUACGGUAUGUUAAUGAGGCCUGUAUGA